AUGGGCCAGACGAAGUAUCUUGCACCGGCUGUGAUGUAUGAGCUGGAGAUAGAGCCUGUGUAUAAUCUGGGCAUCCAGUCCCUGCUGUCUAUUGGGGGUGCUGGGGCUGGCACAUAUGCGACACCUGAAGAGGCAUGUAUCAAUACCUUCAGGGAAGCCUACCGGGCGCAGCAGGCCCUUCUGUAUGUACCGAACAUCAACCGCUGGUGGGAAUGGGCCACUCCGGUGCUCAAGCAGGUGUUCAUGACGAUGCUACGAGAUGCCCCACCCGCUAGUCAGCUUUUUGUGAUGGCCACGUGCGAUGAGGGCGCCCAGGCCAUGCCUUACAAGUGUAUGGAGCUAUUCGGCAGUCAUCAAACGGUGUCCGUUGCUCCUCUGAACACUCGUGACCCCUUCGUGGCGUACUUUGCCGACCUUAAAGAAAUGGCACAAGCUCCGGUGUACUUGGUAUGUCUUACGCGGAUAUUUAAUUAA
This is a messenger RNA of Sphaeroforma arctica JP610, 474 nucleotides long. RefSeq lists its product as hypothetical. Gene Ontology annotation, cellular component: nucleus. The transcript is spliced from 4 exons. The record is from RefSeq and is a predicted model, not a curated record. The coding region runs from base 1 to 474 and encodes 157 amino acids. Gene Ontology annotation, molecular function: chromatin binding; histone binding; ATP hydrolysis activity. NCBI's taxonomy places the organism in Eukaryota, Ichthyosporea, Ichthyophonida. Gene Ontology annotation, biological process: positive regulation of transcription by RNA polymerase II.